GAGUGAGAGAUACAGACACAGCAUCCUCACAGUCAGACACAUUUCUGCUGCUACCGCUGCUGCUGCUGCUUGAGGGUGGGUGGGUGACGAACCCCUUGAGGGUUGAUCAGUGGGAUUCAGUCCCCCCCAAAUAGCUGGAAACUGCCAGAGAGAGAGGGAGGACAGGAGCGGAGAGAGAGGAGGUGAGACGUGUUUGGCACAAUAGAAUACAACUCUUGCUUUCCCUCCUUAGCCAACCUUUUUCAGAUCCAUCCCCCCAAGCAGUCCUUUAACUGCCUCAUCAACCACACUCCUGGCUCCCAUACCCAUGGCGACACCUCCAGCAGAUACAGGGCCACCCCCUGAGGGUCAAGCUGCUUCUCCUGAGCCUGCAGCCCCUGUCUCCACAACUACUGUGGUUGUUAUAGAGGAGCCACAGUCACCACAGGAGGCCACUGGAUCAGAGGUUGAGCAUCAUGUGACCAUCCAAUCAAAAUCUCCCUCCCUCAAUGACCUGAAGUCUCAGCCGGCUGCUAAUGGAGGACCUCGUGCCCCCAGCUUGAGUGGCUCAGAAGGUCGCCUCGCACAGCCAGUUUCUAAUUCACCCAGACCAAGUCUUUGCAGACAAGAAUCUACCGCCACAGCCAGUGGAGCCCAGGAAAAGCCCAAAGACUAUCUGUUUAUUGCCAUCCUAUCCUGCUUCUGUCCAAUGUGGCCUGUCAACAUUGUGGGCUUUGCGUACUCCCUCAUGUCUCGCAACAGCCUGCAGCAGGGGGAUAUCGAUGGAGCUUUCCGUCUGGGCCGUGUGGCCAAACUCCUGAGCAUUGUGGCUUUAGUUGGAGGCGUGCUGAUCAUCAUCUUAUCCUGUGUCAUCAAUUUUGGAAUUUUGUGAGUUGGUGACACGUGUCUCCUCUUGGAUGUUUGGGGGGACCAUGACAUCCAUCGCUGAUCCGUCACACUGCCCACAGAGACACCAGCUAGAGACAUCCUUGGAAGAGUGCGUGCGAGUGUCCAUGACAGAGAGAAUAAGUGUUAUUGAAAGUGUUUGAGGUCUGAGUGUCUCUUCAUCUUUGUGUUCCUUUUUUAAUGCUCAUAUAAAAAUGCAUCUUUCUGUUCUUUCUUGUGAGGAUAAAGGGGAUUGUUUUUGGUUUGGCAUUCAGUCACAGGGAACGAAACACAUCAAUAGCCAGCUACAUGUAGCUGCAAUAGGGAAUUCUAAUUUAUAGGCUAACCAUGUCACAGUCACAUGGAACAGGCAUUAGCUCAUGCUUUUAUUCUCUAAGGGUCAGGCCACACUGGGCGUUUUGGGGCGAUAUGGUCAUCUGGCGAC
Molecule: messenger RNA, 1309 nt
Organism: Xenopus laevis (African clawed frog)
Lineage: Eukaryota; Metazoa; Chordata; Amphibia; Anura; Pipidae
Gene: prrt2.L
Product: proline-rich transmembrane protein 2 L homeolog
Exons: 4
Coding region: 308-871 (187 amino acids)
Cellular component (GO): presynapse; membrane
Source: RefSeq, a predicted model, not a curated record